AUUCUACAAUGUUGAUAAAUGUCAAACAGGUUUUUUUGUAAAAAAAAAUAAUCCCAAAUUUUUAGUAGUAAAAUUAGUGCGAUAUCGACAAAAUUAAAUGGAAUAACUCCGGGGACCGUUUCCGCGUACGCGAGUGCCUUCGAAAUACGGUGCGGACGACGCCGGACAAAGAAAGGCGAGUGUUUACAGUGGAGCUCGAUGAAAGGCGAAAAAUAAUAUGGAGGAAUGCACAAAAGCAACUUUUCCACAUAAAGAAGAACCAAUACGUCAAAUAUGGGUAUUAUUGAUUCCUGCGUUGUUGAAAAUUUGCACCAGUUUUUAUCGCAGCAGUUGGAAUGGAUUGCCAGCAAUUUACGAGAUCGACAACGGGUACCUAAGUUUAUCUAAAUAACAAUCGUGUCUCUGGUAUGAGCCAUUGUUUUUGUUGUCGAAAUGAAUCAGAAAAGCGGAAACAUUCCUUCCGCUUCAAGAAAUCCUGCAUAUAAUGCCGCAGCACUAGAAAAAAUAAAAAAUGACUUGAAAUCAUUCGAAACAGUGCACGGAAUUCCUCAGAGUUCCGCUACAUCGAAGUUGAUACGUAAAACAAGCAUUGAAAGAGAAAUACCACCGUCAUCGCUACAUCUGCCAAGAAAUAGUCCUGCACUAGACUCCGGCGCGGGCAGUUCGCGAUCGAACAGUCCGCACUCACAACAGCUAGGGACGAGCCGAGUGCAGUUCUCGCCCUCGCCCUGUCCAUCAAAUUUCAGUGAUGCACCGCCCCUACCGCCACCACGAUGUUCAUCUACCCCGUCUACACCCCCUCCCCUGCAGUUACUCAAACGUAUGCCACAGGCACCGAUGGCCACAUCACGCAACGGCCAAUUUCAGUCCCAAAGCCCCGCCCGAGGAACAUCACCAAUAUCAAGCAACAGCAAUCUAAGGCCACCCAUCAUUGUGCAGAAUGGACCGCAGGUUCAGCAACAGUUGAACCAACAGAUGUCCUUUUAUAAUAAUAACUCGGCGGAACCGCCGCCUCCAUAUCCGAUAUCACCAAUUAGUCAAGUGGCACCGCCAAGCUAUUUAAUAUCUAUGAAUUGCCGACAAAGUCCUACACAAUCAUCGCAAGAUUUUCGCAAAAGUCCAAGUUCGGGAAUCUACUCAAGUGCCUCGGCGGGCUCGCCCUCGCCAAUUACUGUGUCGCAAAAUGCCAUCUGCAGUAGUUCAACGGCCAAACCAAUUGCCUUACCGCCGGCCCGCGGUGCUCGCCAAACCAACACCCAGCAUCCCAUAAUAAUGCAUUCAGUAAAGUCUACCCAGGUCCAAAAGCCUGUCCUCCAGACUGCAGUGGCUCCAUCGGCACCGACGACCGGCAAUGUAACUUGUGCAACCCCAAUGCAAUCGUCGAGUCCGAAUCCCGCUCCACCGCCACCGUCGUAUGCCACCUCGCUAGAGCAGAAGAAACUCAGCGGCAAAAAGGCAGUGGUCAAUGUUUUAGCAUCUCCGCCACAUAUCAUCGGUGCCGCAGGCGGAAGAGAUGGAGGAGGAGGAGUAGGUGGUGGAGGAAAGAAUGUUCCGUAUCCGACUGUCGCCACUGGCACGGCAAUUGCAAUGGGUGUUGGAACAAGCAACGUCGAUCCGCCUUCCUACGAUACAACAAUGAUUUUGAAACAAAAGCAGCCGCCACCCCAAACGAGAAAUUCGCAACCACCUCCUCCAUAUUCCGAGGGUAGUAAUGCCUUCAUCGCUAGCAAUAAUAACGAUGAUAAUAAUUUACAUGACCUGAAUGCCGGUAAUGCUGUACAUAGUAAUAGUAGUAAUAAUCUCAUAAAUCAUGCUAAUAACAAUAGUCAAUGCUUUAGCAAUUUAAUAAACAAUAAUCUUAAUAAUAAAAACAAUCAUAAUAGUAAUAAUACUGAUAAUAAUAUGAAUAAUAAUAACAACAAUGGUGAUAAAGUUGAAUGUGAUGGAAAAACGAAGAGCGACAACCUGAAUUACGGUAUUUCGUCUAGUUCAAAAAAGUACGAACCAAGUAUAAAAUGUAUCGCUAAUAACAACGUCAAUGCAGGCGGCAAUAACGGUGGUAAAAAUGUGAAUCUUCCGCCAAAUGGUGCAUCUGCUGGUCGGGUGGCCAACAGCCAGAUGCAGCAUCACGAUGCCUGCAAUAGUAAUAAAAACGACCACAAGCAUGGCUGCCGGCCAGCUGCCAAUACCAAACCCAACGGUAUAACAUCGAACCAGGCCGGCCACGAUGAGCACCCGGCGGAGCGGCCAGUUCCUGCGAGCAAAGCUCACUCUCAAGGGGAGCCCUCAAAGAAAAUCAAACACCAAUCGCCCAUCCCGGAACGGAAGCACAUUUCCAAAGAGAAGGAAGCGGAGCGGUUCGAGUGCAAGGUACGCCACUACUCACCCCAGGCGUACAAGUUCUUCAUGGAACAGCACAUCGAAAACGUCCUGAAAUCCUACACCCAGCGAAACUUCCGCAUCCGCCAGCUGGAGAGCGAAAUGUCCAAAAUGAACCUUCCGGAGGAAACCAAGAUCGAGAUGCGGAAGCUCCUCUGGCAGAAGGAGAGCAACUACAUACGGUUGAAGCGGGCCAAGAUGGACAAGUCCAUGUUCUCCCACAUCAAAACCAUCGGGGUGGGCGCGUUCGGUGAGGUGACACUGGUCAAGAAAAUCGACACCCCCAACCACCUGUACGCGAUGAAAACCCUCCGGAAGUCAGACGUACUGAAGCGGAACCAGGUGGCGCACGUUAAAGCCGAGCGGGAUAUUCUUGCCGAGGCAGACAACGAAUGGGUCGUUAAGCUGUACUAUAGUUUUCAGGAUAAGGACAAUCUGUACUUUGUCAUGGAUUACAUCCCAGGAGGUGAUCUUAUGUCGCUUCUCAUCAAGAAAGGUAUAUUUGAAGAGGAUUUAGCUCGAUUCUACAUUGCCGAGCUAACCGUGGCUAUUGAGAGUGUCCACAAAAUGGGAUUUAUCCAUAGGGACAUUAAACCGGAUAACGUACUGAUUGAUAAGAAAGGUCACAUCAAACUAACCGACUUUGGACUCUGCACGGGGUUUCGCUGGACGCAUGAUUCUAAGUACUAUCAAAAGAAUGGAGAUCAUGCGCGGCAAGACUCAAUGGAAGCGUGGAGCAAAGCUGGUUCGGAGAUUCCACCCCCUUUGGAAAGGCGAAAAUUCAGAGAGAAAAACCGAGCGAAAGCUCACUCUAUCGUCGGUACACCGAACUACAUUGCUCCUGAGGUUCUACUACGGAGUGGAUAUACUCAGCUGUGCGACUGGUGGAGUGUCGGUGUGAUAUUAUACGAAAUGCUGGUGGGUCAACCUCCUUUCCUAGCAGCUACGGCAGAAGAAACCCAGAUCAAGGUGAUUAACUGGCGGCAAACGUUGAAAAUACCUCCGGAAGCAAAGCUUUCACCGGAGGGACAAGAUAUUAUCCUUCGGCUGUGCAAAAACGAGGAUGAACGCAUGGGGAGGGACGUGAACAAAAUCAAGUCCCACCCAUUCUUCCGGACCAUCGACUUUACGAAGGAUUUGCGGAACCAACCGGCACCGUACGAACCAAAAAUCAAAUAUGCUACUGACACAUCAAACUUCGAUCCAAUUGAUCCGGGGAAGCUGCACGACUCGUCCUGCGAGGAAAGCGGCCAGAGCUUCGACGAUAUGUUCGACAGCAGCAAACCCUUUCAUCAUGGAUUUUUCGAAUUCACUUUUCGGCGAUUUUUCGACGACGAUGGUGAUCAUAAAAUAUCGCUCGACGCUAGCGACAAUCAGACCGAAGCUAUAUAUGUAUGAAAUGCGGAGAGUUUUACUAACAACUAUAUAUAUGAAAAUUAUGUUAAUACUCUUAAAAUAUUAGCAAUUAUAUUUAAAAGUACGAUAUGUAAAAAUAAUUAUUAUAA
Aedes albopictus (Asian tiger mosquito) is the source of this 3884-nucleotide messenger RNA. It is a transcript of the gene wts, whose product is annotated as serine/threonine-protein kinase Warts. Gene Ontology annotation, molecular function: ATP binding; protein serine/threonine kinase activity. The record is from RefSeq and is a predicted model, not a curated record. Gene Ontology annotation, biological process: positive regulation of apoptotic process; G1/S transition of mitotic cell cycle; regulation of organ growth. NCBI's taxonomy places the organism in Eukaryota, Metazoa, Arthropoda, Insecta, Diptera, Culicidae. The transcript has 8 exons. Bases 433 to 3777 code for a protein of 1114 amino acids.